AUGGUCAUGGCACAAUCUACUUCUCGAGUUUGGUUGAUUACUGGUUCUUCCAGUGGAUUCAGCAGGGCGAUGGUGGAAGAAGUCCUGCUUAAUGGUGAAAUUGCUGUCACAACUCUGCACAAGCCUUCUGUUCUUGAUGAUCUUGUUGCUAGAUACCCACACACCCAGCUCUUAGUACUUCCACUGGACGUGACAAAUGAGGCGCAGGUCAAAUCUGCCUUUGUGCAGGCCAAGGACACCUUUGGACACGUUGAUGUUGUGUAUAACAAUGUGGGGCAGAUUUUUUAUCAGGAGCUGGAGGGGGUACCAAUGGGCCAUGCCAGGGCGUUAAUGGAUGUCAAUUUCUGGGGCGCUGGUAAUGCCUUGGAUUUGUUCACCGAAGUCCUGGCACAGGAGCUCCUUCCCACUUGGAAGAUUUGGAUCGUGAAUGUCCACCCAGGUUUGACAUGUACACCUAUUAUAUUAAGUGAGAUGCUCGAGCCUCCAGUACUGUAUGCAUUGGAACCAACAGCUGCAACAACGAAGACGCAUGCUGAGUGGGAUACACUCAUGGCAAGCAAUGCAUGCAUUUGGUUGGUGAUGUGGAUGGAUGAUGAGAACCUGCAGAAGGGUGUGCAAGAAGAUAUUCCAGGCCUUGUGAACAUGCAUACGGGCAUAGACUCGCUGGGGUGUGUGCAUGCAAAGAUCGGACAACUGCAGAGCAAGCUGAUGUGGAAUACAAAGGUUCAUUAUGAGUACUAG
This is a messenger RNA of Suillus subaureus, 741 nucleotides long. RefSeq lists its product as uncharacterized. The record is from RefSeq and is a predicted model, not a curated record. NCBI's taxonomy places the organism in Eukaryota, Fungi, Basidiomycota, Agaricomycetes, Boletales, Suillaceae. The transcript is spliced from 5 exons. The coding region runs from base 1 to 741 and encodes 246 amino acids.